AUGAGUCAGUACAACCAGGCUGAUGAAUGCAGUAAACAGAAUGAAUGUAUAUGCUGCAAAAACAAUUGUACAGUGAAUAAUACAAAUAAAUACUUAGGUGUUUCUGCUAUUAUUGAGCCGGAAGCUGCUUUUAAAAUGUGCAUUGAUAAUGAACUGCCAAUAAGUAGGAUGGGUUAUGAACUGUUGCCUGAAGAUCUAAAUAGAUUAUCAGAUGGUGGACUGUUGAAUGACAAGAUAAUCAAUGUGUACUUUGAGAUUGUUUCAAAAUAUUCUGAACAAGCAACAUAUUCUUUCUCAACAUUUUUCCACAGUGCAUUAAGAAGUAGAGGAGUAGAGUGGGUACAGAGAUGGACCUCAAACAUCAACAUCUUUGACAACAAAUUGAUAUUGAUACCUAUUCAUGUUCCUGGCCAUUGGUGCCUUGUUGUGAUCGAUGUUGAGGAAAUGUUGGUGGAAUACUAUGAUUCGUUAGGAAAUGUUGACAUGCAAAUAGUGGAUGUUGUGAUUGAAUAUCUCAGGGCUGAAUGGAGCAAAGUGAAUGACGAUGGAUUUAGGAUUUCAGUCAAACUGAUCAAAGAUAUCCCACAGCAGCAAAACGGAACAGACUGUGGGGUUUUUAUAUGCAUGUAUGCAAGGUACAGGUUAGAAAAGUGUAACAAGUGGUUCUGCUCAAAUCAAAUAAAAAGCCUAAGGAAGGCAAUGCUUAAUGAAAUAGUGGCCGGAAGGAUAAUUUACUUAGUGCCGCAUGUGAUUGGCUGA
Messenger RNA from Ordospora colligata OC4, 759 nucleotides. RefSeq names its product peptidase C48 domain-containing protein. Gene Ontology annotation, molecular function: deSUMOylase activity. Bases 1 to 759 code for a protein of 252 amino acids. NCBI's taxonomy places the organism in Eukaryota, Fungi, Microsporidia, Ordosporidae. The record is from RefSeq and is a predicted model, not a curated record. The transcript has a single exon. Gene Ontology annotation, biological process: protein desumoylation. Gene Ontology annotation, cellular component: nucleus.